AUGGUUGACUCUGUAUGUGGAGGUGCAUUGAUGGAGAAGACACCUCAAGAGGCAUUUGAUCAAUUUGAUUUGCUUGCCAAUAAUAAUCAACAAUGGGGCAGUGAAAUGACAAAGAAGGUAGGAAUUCAUGAAGUUGACACAAAAACUACGGUUGCUGCUCAAAUUUCAAGCCUUGAGAAAAAACUUGAAACUCUUAUGCGUGUUGUUAUUCCACCUUCCCCACAGCAAGUUUGCGCCAUUUGUUCUGACCUAACUCAUCUAUUGGAACUUUAUCCAUCUACUGCGCAAGGUUAUGAGCAAGUUCGCCAAGUUAAUUCGUUUCAACGACCUCAGAAUGAUCCAUAUUCGAACACUUAUAAGCCGGAGUGGCCAAAUCCAAAACCUGCCUUUGACUUUGGACACAUAAAGAACCUCCGAAGUAGGUUGAACUCUGUACAAGAAGUCUGCAACCAAGCAAGCCUCCCACAGUAG
Messenger RNA from Prunus armeniaca (apricot), 471 nucleotides. Lineage: Eukaryota; Viridiplantae; Streptophyta; Magnoliopsida; Rosales; Rosaceae. The record is from the annotation of a GenBank genome assembly.